Messenger RNA from Paramuricea clavata, 822 nucleotides. The record is from the annotation of a GenBank genome assembly. Lineage: Eukaryota; Metazoa; Cnidaria; Anthozoa; Malacalcyonacea; Plexauridae.
AUGCACCCAAAUGAAAGAGAGCUUGUCUUUCGUGAGCUAACAAAAGUGGAUACAAAGUAUAAGUUUUUUUAUGCAACGCCAGAAUUUGUCUUGUCAUAUCAAGCAAAAGUAUGCUUUGAAGCUAUGGUUGAAAACGACACACUGAGACGAUUUGUUGUGGAUGAAGCUCAUUGUGUUGAUACUUGGGGGAAUAGUUUUAGACCUGCAUACAACAACCUUUCUGAGCUCAAAGCAUUUAGGAAGUCAUUUUGUGCUUUUACCGGGACUGCAACUCCUCGAACACAAGCACAAAUAGUUCAGAAAUUAGGUCUCAUGACACCAGAAAUUUUUCAAGCAUCCUGUAAUCGGGAAAAUUUACAUUUUGCGGUAAUGAAGAAAGGGGAAAAACAUCCCAAAGAAGACCUAGUAGAAUAUAUCAAGGUGAAACACGCCAAACAAUGUGGCAUUGUUUAUUGUUUCUCCACUAAAGAUACUGUUGAGCUUGCUUACAUCUUCAAGUCGAAAGGUUUACCUGCAACGUAUUACCACGGUCAACUUGAUCAUUUUGAGAAGAAAGAAAAUGCAAAAGCUUGGCUAGAGGGCAAGGCACUUAUCAUGUGCGCGACAAGUACUUUCGGCAUGGGGAUUGACAAGUCUGAUGUAUGGUUUGUAAUCCAUAUCACCUUGCCCAGAUCAAUGGAAGACUACUAUCAGGAAGCUGGUAGAGCAGGGCGUGAUGGCAACCCGUCCACGUGCAUUAUCAUGUUUAGGUUUAUGGAUAGAAACCAACUUCUCCGCACAAUAUCACCUCAAACAGCCGAUGAUAAAAAAGAUUACUUGUGA